Messenger RNA from Trichosurus vulpecula (common brushtail), 4255 nucleotides. It is a transcript of the gene DOLK, whose product is annotated as dolichol kinase. The record is from RefSeq and is a predicted model, not a curated record. Gene Ontology annotation, molecular function: dolichol kinase activity. Bases 557 to 2143 code for a protein of 528 amino acids. The transcript has a single exon. Gene Ontology annotation, cellular component: endoplasmic reticulum membrane. Gene Ontology annotation, biological process: dolichyl monophosphate biosynthetic process. NCBI's taxonomy places the organism in Eukaryota, Metazoa, Chordata, Mammalia, Diprotodontia, Phalangeridae.
ACGUAGGGGCGUGGCCGAAGAGUCAAAUGGAAUGAGUGGAAUGGUUGGUUGCCAGAAGCCACUGUCCCUUGUCUGUCGCGGCGUCUAUCACGUGACCUUCAGGUCUCAAGAUGGCGGCUUCCAGGGAGGUGAAAACCCUCGUUUGAGGACAAGAAAACCAAGUGGCCGAGGGACAGGCGGUGCUGGACCCGGAUCUCUGACAAGGAGGUGGGAGAAGGAGAGGCGUGUCGGCGUCAGGGCUGCUUCCGGCAAGGUCUAGCCCUCCCAUCUCCUCUCUUCCCCUCCCUGCAUCGUGAAUGUGGAUGGAGAGUGAACAGUGAGUCUCAAGCCUCUUCUGUACAUCCAUCGGGGUCACUGACACGUGCCCCUUCCUCGGGGCCUAGGGGUGUCACCGGGCUGUCUAACAGCCGCCGACAAGUCGCCCUUUUUUCCUUUUGGCAAACCUUCCCCCUCAGGUGCGGAGAGAGGGUUUCUCUCCCCUUUUCAUCCAUGAUCCAAGUCCCCACCCCUUUGAAAGGGACACAGAGCGGCGCUGGUCCAACCUGAGGGCAGCCGAAUGGCCGCAGCCAUGACGACCAAAGCCACGCUGGGGGAAGCCGCCGUUGUGUUUGUAGUGGUGCUGAGCAUCCACGCCUCGGUGUGGGACCGCUAUUCCUGGUGUGCCGUGGCCCUGGCUGUUCAGGCCUUCUAUGUCCAGUACAAAUGGGACAGGCUGCUCCAGCAGGGGGCCGCGGUCUUUCAAUUCAGGACCACCGCUAACAGCGGCCUCCUGCCCGCCUCUAUGGUCAUCCCUUUGCUGGGGGUGGUGAUGAAGAGGCGCUGCGAGGGCGUAGGAAAUGUCUACUUUGAGCGAUUUGGCAUUGUGGUGGCAGCCACAGGCAUGGCAUUGGCGCUUUUCCUGUCCGUCUUGGCACUGGGCAUCACCAGGCCCGUGCCCACCAAUACCUGUGUCAUCUCUGGUCUGGCUGGAAGCGUCAUCAUCUACAUCAUGAAACACUCGUUGAGUGUGGCAGAGGUGAUUGAGGUCCUCGAGGUCCUGCUGAUCUUUGUCUACCUCAACAUGAUCCUCCUGUACCUGCUACCCCGAUGCUUCACCCCAGGGGAGGCCUUGCUCAUCCUAGGGGGCAUCAGCUUCGUUCUCAACCAGCUCAUCAAGAGAUCCCUAAAUGUUAUCCAAGGCCGGGGAGACCCGGUAGACUUCUUUCUCCUGGUGGUAGUAGUAGGGAUGGUCAUCAUGGGUAUCUUCUUCAGCACGUUCUUUGUCUUCAUGGACUCUGGAAGCUGGACAUCUUCUCUUUUCUUCCAUCUAAUGACAGGCGUGCUGGGCCUUGGUGUCAUUAUGCCCUGGUUGUACCACCUCAUCCGGGAGAACCCCUUGCUCUGGCUUUUCCAAUUCCUAUUCCAGUCAGAAACUCGUAUCUACCUCCUCAUCUACUGGUCCCUGCUGGCUGUUUCAGCCUGCCUAGUUGUGAUGUACCAAAAUGCUAAGAGAUUGUCUUCUGAGUCAAAGAAGCAUCAGGCCUCCACAAUUACCCGGAAGUAUUUCCACUUCAUCGUAGUGGCUACUUACAUACCAGGACUCAUAUUGGACCGACUGUUACUAUAUGUUGCAGCUGUGGUCUGCCUAGCUGUCUUCAUCUUCCUUGAAUAUAUUCGCUUCUUCCGAAUUAAGCCCCUGGGCCAGACUCUGAGAAACCUGCUCUCCCUUUUCCUUGAUGAAAGGGACAGUGGCCCCCUCAUUCUGACUCACAUUUACCUUUUGCUGGGCAUGUCUCUCCCUGUCUGGCUAUUCCCAAGACCUUGUGCCCCAAAGGGUAGCCUGGAAGGGGUUGGGGCUCUGGUCCCUUAUGCAGGAGUGCUGGCUGUGGGAGUAGGUGACACCAUUGCCGCCAUUUUUGGCAGUACAGUAGGGGAGAUCCAUUGGCCAGGAACUCUAAAGACUUUCGAGGGUACAAUGACUUCCAUAUUUGCUCAAAUCAUUUCUGUGGCUUUGAUCUUAAUCUUUGAUAGUAGAGUGGACCUUAACUCUAGCUAUGCUUGGAUUUUGGGGUCUCUGAGCAUAGUCUCCCUCCUGGAAGCCUACACUAGCCAAAUAGACAAUCUUAUUUUACCUCUCUACCUCCAUAUUCUGCUGAUGGUUUAGCCUCCAUGCAAAGAUUAUGACAGGGAGAAGGGAAUUGAAGGGAAAUGUAUGACCCAUAGUCAGCAUUUAGCCGUUUGGGUAUGAUGGGUCAGGUGAUGACAAGCUGAUUCACUUUUGCAGUGAAUUGAGAGUUAAAAUGAAGUCAAAGAUGCUCUUGCAUUUUAGCUCUGUUGAUUUGAAAAUAAGGUAACAUUUCAGAUGAAGGAAUUGCAAGGGCAUACCAGUGAGGGUUUCCAGUGGAAGUGCAUUCUUUUUUUUUAAAACAUUUAAUUUUUAUUUUUCUCAGUUACAUUGAAGCACAUUCUUUGCAGUGAUGGGGCCCAUUUAAAGGUCUGAAGAUGUUUUUGUGAGAAAUCAAAAACCUAGCCUUGAAUAAUAGCUUCUCAUCUGGAAUAAUUUAUAUCUAAUGAUUUAGAGAAUUGUGAAAAGUGGAUUUUCUUUAUUGGACUUGAUUUUGUAGGAGAAGAGAGUGGAGGGAGAAGCUUUUCGUAACAUUUAUGAGAAUGUUUUAACUGGGUAAAGGGGGAGAAGAGUGCAAAAGAGUGAAUGAGGAAAUAGUUGAGUUAAUGUCAUUUCUUUCUUCUAAGUGGGCCACAGCAUGCAAUAUCAGAACUGGAUUAGUACAGCUGGUUACUUGGAAAUUAGGAGCAUCUAGGGGUGGAAGUGGGUAGCAGAGGAACUAAGAGAAGAUACUAGAAUAGAUAUUGAGGGUCAAUUGUGAAGAAUGUGAGAAGCUGGGGAGUACUCUGUAGCAGAGGUCCAAAUCACAAGGCUAUGUGCAACCCACAGUACUCCCGAGUGCAGCCCAAAGAAGUUAAAUGUAAUUGGGAAAUAUUUAACGAAAUAAAAAUUCAAUAAAACAUAGAUGAUAUUAAAACAUGGUUUUCUAAGUCAAUAUGCAGCCCACAGGGAUCUUUAUGUACAGUUUAGCGGUCCCUGUUUCUAUUUGAUUUUUGACACCACUGUUCUAGAGCUGUGCUUCCUGACCUAAAUGAUAAUUGUGAACCAGUAAAAUAAAUAACAUCUCUACAGAGCCUACUGCAAUCUCUUAGCAACUCAAAGGGUAGGGGCCCAUGAACUGUGGAGGAAAAAAAGUCAGGGAAAAGGAAACAGCUUUUUCAAGAUUACAGAAUUUAAGAAACAUGGUCUUUUUAUAGUAAAUGUUUUGCUGGUGAGAAAAACUUUGCCACAAAUCAUUAGUUAAUAAAUACUGGUUAAAAAUGGGAUCUUAACCAUUACUUACGAUUUUUCCUCUUCACUUACCACUUCUCCAUCCCCUGUAGAACUUCUCCCCUUCAUAGCUAACUACCAGAGAUGUCAAUAGGAGGAGAGAGGGCAAGCUGAGAGUAUAGAUGAGUAUGCGACUUUGAGGUUUCCAGCUUUCCUCCUGUUCCAGUUCUAGCAGAAUACAGCAUCUUUGCAUUUAUCUUACUUCAAUCAGGAAGGGUCCUACCACAGCAGGGACCAAGUUUCUCAGGACAAGAACCAUGGGAUGGUGGAAGGUCUUCCCCUAAGAAUUCAUACUAGGACCAAGAGAGGAAGACCAGUAUCUUUCCUGGCUAUGUUGUGAAUCCUGGUCUGAAUAAAGAUCUUUCCUGCAAGCUGGGUAGAAAGAUGGCUACAUUUUGCUUGGCCUAAAGGGAGCAGCUGUUAGAGCAGAAGAAAAGCAAGAAGAAACGAGGUCUUCAAGUGUAAGUAGCCAGGAAGCUAAGCUAAGGACCCAAUUCUUAAUGUUCAUUUCUGUACUGUCACUUUGGUUAGUGGCUUACAGUGUGUGACUAGAAAUCAUUUAACUGCUCAAUACCUAAUCAUAACUUCCUAAUCAUAAAUGUGGACAUUCCUUUGUAGCUCAAGAAUGUUCUUAUUUUAUAGAUGAAAUUAUAGAAGUCCAGAGAGGGGGGUGACUUUCCUACCAUCGCACAGUGAAUUAGUAACCGAGCAGGGCUAGAAUCCCAGUUUGCUUACUCAAUCCAGAGUUCUACUUCAUCAGGCUUAGUGAUACAAUUCCCUUAAAUCACUCAUUCUAACAUAAGCUAGGUAGGACUGGUGUGACAGAUUUUUGUUCUUUUAUAAUCAAAGCUGCUUGGUUUGAUAAAAGUACACCAGAAAGUA